Rhineura floridana is the source of this 8239-nucleotide messenger RNA. It is a transcript of the gene SHROOM3, whose product is annotated as shroom family member 3. The transcript has 11 exons. Gene Ontology annotation, molecular function: actin filament binding. Gene Ontology annotation, biological process: actin filament organization. Gene Ontology annotation, cellular component: cortical actin cytoskeleton; adherens junction; apical junction complex. The record is from RefSeq and is a predicted model, not a curated record. NCBI's taxonomy places the organism in Eukaryota, Metazoa, Chordata, Lepidosauria, Squamata, Rhineuridae. Bases 856 to 6996 code for a protein of 2046 amino acids.
UUACUCUCCCUCAGUCGAACACUCUCUUUUAGUAGCAGGCAUGACAGCGCGGGCAGUGAGAAAGGGCUGGAAAAAGCUACGCUAUCUUCUUAACAUUUUUGCAAGGGAUUAAUUUCACCUGCCUUUCCUGUUCUCCUAGCAGGCUCUGUUUCCCCCUUUGUAAAUUCAGCUGGGAAAGGACUUCAAGUCCCAAGAUCGAGAGAAGUUUGUAAAGGCCUUUCCUUUCCUCCCCUCCUCCCGCUAAUUUUGACAAGUCACAAAAUCGUGAAGUUAGCAAAAAAGCGGGUUGGGAGACCGGGGGAAUGCUUUCAUUCUUCAGAUGCAAUGAACUGAGGCAAAACCGGCCAUUGUAAUGGUAAACUGCUCACAGAAGAGAAGAAAGGGCUGACAAUCAAUCAAAAAAAUGAAGCGCUGGUGUGCAUUUGGGGAGUAGCAUUUAAAUGUCUUAUUUCUUUUUCUUUUCUUGCAUGGGCCUCUUUUUAUAUGGGGGCGGGGAAAACCACCGACUAGAAAUGUGAAGGAAAAGAAUCAUGAAGUAAAGGGAAAGGUCUUUCCCAGGAUAAAUGUUUGUCCAGGAAGAAAUGCUUCGCGUUGAAAACAGCAUCAAAACGUUGGGAGUUCUGAUCUUGAAAUGAGAUGCCGGAAGGUUAGUUGGAAGCGUUUUCAGCCCUGCACUGUGGACUUGCGGCCAGAAGGAAAAGAUGUUCCCUUGGCAGUCCUAACAGCCUUACGACCCUGCAGACGCCGAGACGAUUCAUCAUGGACGCGCGGGCUUUUAAUCUUCGUCACCUCCCGUGUCCCCAGACUUUCCCAGUUGCUGCUUCUGCUUUCAGUGGGUGCUUGAAAAGAUAAACGAUGAGGAUGUUGGAUAAUCUAAACAGGGGCAUUAUUUCUUCUUCAGAAGGUAACCUAGCCCACAAAGGAAGAUACAUUUAUUUGGAGGCUUUGCUACAAGGAGGCGCUCCAUGGGGAUUUACUUUGAAAGGCGGAUUGGAACACGGGGAGCCAUUAAUCAUCUCCAAGAUUGAAGAAGGAGGGAAAGCAGAUUUAUUGAACUCUAAGCUGCAGCCUGGAGAUGAAGUAGUGACCAUCAAUGAGGUGGGGCUAAGGAGGUCCAGGCAGAAAGCCAUCUCCUUAGUGAAAGGCUCAUGCAAGACAUUGAAACUGGUUGUCCGCAGGGAUACGUUUGCAGCGAAAGGACAUACUGACAUUACACGUUCUCGUUCCCUCAGCUCAGAGCGUCUCAAGUCUGACUUCCAAUACAGCAAAACAGCAUGGUCAGGUGGAGUUAACCUACAACUAAAGAACAGACGAAGCGACCCUGUAGGCCGACCACACUCCUGGCAUUCAGCCAAGUUCACAGAGAACCAACCCGAUCUCAGUAUGAUGCAAAUAUCUCAGGGCAUGAUCGGCACUCCUUGGCAUCACGCCUACCAUUCCAGUUCCUCCACAAGUGAUCUCUCCAGCUAUGAACAUGGCUAUUUAAGAAGAAGCCCUGACCAAUACAGCUCAAGGGGGAGCAUGGAGAGUCUGGACCAAACCCCUGCAGGGUACUCCCAUCACCCCUGCCAUCUUUCACCAGCCAAAUCCACCAAUAGUAUCGACCAGCUUGCCCAUCUCCACAGCAAGAGGGAUUCUGCAUACAGCUCUUUCUCAACAAGCUCCAGCAUUCCUGAAUAUCCGGCACCUACCUUCUCCAAGGAGAGGUCUUAUUCCAUGGAGAAUGUACAUUCUCGGGGCAGACCACAGGAAGGGGGAAUGAGACAAGCAGACAUCAGAUACAUUAAAACUGUCUACAAUGCCCAGCGAGGAGUUUCAGAGGAAUAUGAAGUGAAGUCCCCUGCUGUUUUGCCAAGCUGUGAGUCCCAAGCUAAAGGUUACAGCUCCAGCAGGUUACAUGGCUACAACAAAGGCCUACAAGCCCGGAGUUCGUCUGACAGCGAGAGCCAGUCCGUGAAGGGACCUCCCAUGCCACCAACCCGUAGUGACAGCUACACAGCAAUAAGGCACCAUGAGAGGCCUACCUCCUGGUCUAGCCUUGAACACAGGAAGUCAUGUAGGACUCAGCCCAAAAGUGCUUGGCCUCAUCUGGGCCAAGGCACUCCUCUCCCAGGGCAGCUGCAGAAACCUGCAUUCCUAGAAGGGCAGCUCAACACUGUGAUGGAGAAGAGCCCAGAGAGCAGCCCCACCAUGAAGCCCAAACAGGUUUACUCACAAGCAGCUCAGCCAGGGCAGCCUUUGCUUCCCACUGGUGUUUACCCUGUACCCUCUCCUGAGCCACACUUUGCCCAGGUUCCUCACGCUUCCGCAAGCAGUAGUGGGAUGCUUUAUCCAGCACUUGCCAAAGAGAGUGGGUACACACCAUCCUCUGCAUCUUCUCCAUCCUCAUAUGAAAAUGUUGCAGCCUGCAGACAACAUUCUGGUUUGGAUGAGAAUGGAAACCAAAGCCUGCCUAACAAGGCUGCCAUCUUUUACCAGCCUGAGUACAUGUCAUCAACGGCAGGGAAAAAGCAGGAAGCAGGAGAUGCAGCUGCAAAUUUUGUCUUGUACAGAACUCAUCUGCAAGCCUACCCGACAUCUCCAAGGCAGGAUGAGUUGGGCCCCCUGUAUAUGGCAACACCUUUAAUCCAGGAAAGUGGAAGCAAUGCACAGCCCUCGAACCACAGCUCUCAGACACGCCUGUCUCGCCUGAGGGAUGUGAGUGACAACAAAGCCCACUGCCACUCAAAGGGAUACGGGGCAGGAGAGCAGAAGGAAGAUAAGAACGAGAACCUGCAGAGAGAUUGCACAGCUCAAAGCCAGUGGAGCUCCAGUAAAGCCAAGCAGUAUGCCUUUUCCUCCUUGCAAAACAUCCCAGAGAGCACAAAGCUGCAAAACAGCUCAGAUCUGAAGGAACUACCACAUGGUAAGAGCUUCUCUGGUGCCAAAUGGCAUUUUGUGAAUUACGGCAGCCAAGCAGAGAAGGAUUGUCACGGGCAGAUGCCUGAGCCCUGGCAGGACGGUGAAUGGCAAGCCUUGGAAGGAUAUCCAGAUGCUGUUGCCAGCACAGAGGACAUCCAUGCCAUGGAGCCAAAGUGCAAGGAACCGUCUUCUCCAUUGGGCCCAAAGACAUCAGAUUUCAACAUUCGCCAUCUCAGUUCUAGCAGCACCCAAAGCUUCCAGAACUCUCAGCAUGGGAAACUGGAAUCCAGGAAGGCCCGAUGUUCUGUCCUGGAGAAGGUCAGCAAGAUAGAGCAACGUGAACAAGGCAGCCAGUGGCUGCAGAGUUUGGGUGCAAACAGUUUUGGCCAGAACUAUGGCUCGAGCAAGCCCAGCCUUAACAGUGUUGAGGACAUCCGAAAUAGGCGUAACUCUCAAGAGCAUCUCCAAUUGCAAGGUGAUCAUAGCCGGCUGACCAGCACACGAAACUCAGACCCAACCACAUAUAUGCAACGUUCAAGUGAGAGUGGGACUGGCAAACCAGAGAGGGCUAACUGGCACCCUGCGGAACAGCAGAUAGAAGCAUUAACUGCUUCAGUAGUGAUCCCAGCACGGCAGAGCGUUUAUCAUCAUGCUGGGCCUUCUGAGAAUGAGUCACUGAAACAGGCUGGUCAGAUGCACCAGAGCAGAAGUGCUUUCCAGUUGUCAGAGGAGCGUGAGAGGGAAAUCUCAUGGAAGGCUAAUGCCCAGGACUUGAAUGGCGUCUCACAGCUGGACAUCCCCUUUAACAGGGCUUACAGGAACAGCAUUAAAUAUGCCCAGUCAAGGGUUUUGAGGGCCACCUCAUUCAGCCGUAAGGACCUCAACAUUAGCCCUCAAUUUGGAAAGGAGCCCAAAAGGAGUGUACAAAGGCCAGCAUCGGCGCAUGUUGGGAUGAGGAACACAGCAGCAUCUCCACAUACCCCAAAGGAGAGACAUAGCAUUACGCCGACAGAGACCAAGCUGGAUUAUAGCAACAAAGAGACUCUCCCUGGCCCUCUGCACAUAGCUCGUAUUGGGGGUAGGAGGCGUCUGAACCCCGAUCAGAAAAAGAGAUCUUACUCUGAGCCAGAGAAGAUGAAUGAAGUGGGUGUGUCCGACAGUGAGCUCUCACCCUUCUCCAUCCAGAAGAAAGUCCUCCAGUUUGUUUUUCCAGAGAACUCGGUGGCUGACCGGCGCAAGAUCUUUGAGAGGGAGAACAAGACGUGCUCCACCAUCAAUCUGUCCAAGCCAGAGUUGAAGCAGCUGCAGCAAAAUGCACUGGCAGAUUACAUUGAACGCAAAACUGGGAAGCGCCCUUCUUCUGCAUCCCAGGACACCAGCCUCCUGCGUGAGGGCUCUCAGACCCCGUACCUGCAAACCAGUGGCCAGGAUGGCCAAUCUCUCUCACCAGCUUCCAGCAUGAAUUCUCUUCAGGACCAGAGUCUUUACCAUCGUAGGGAGUCCCUAGAGCGGGUCUGUAGAACAGGGCGUGGCUUCGCCACUCUUCCUCCUGGGCUUACAGGCUGCUUCGAUCUCAGCAGACCUGAGAGCAAGAAGGUGACCAGCCCAAAUAAUGGCAGCAGCAUCUCCUUUCCCAAUUGGCUGAAAGCAGAUCGGCAUCAGGAUCACAGAGCUGAUCCAGAGCUCACUAAAAGCACUCAAACGGAACUUGACAUAUGCAACAGGCUAUGCCGUGAUAACCAAGCCCUGAGGAAGGAAUCAGCACCCACCAAGAAGCCUGGGAAGUCAGCAUCCGCAGAGGACUUGCUGGACCGAUCAGAAAACCAGGCAGUCACCGUGCACGUUCGAUCCAGGUCAUCUCCCACAACAAAUAAGUGCCAGGACAUGCUGAUGGGAGACAGUGCUGAGUUCAGUCGUUUUGUGAAAGCUCCUUUCUACACGGAGGGUGCUAGCACCAGAUCAUUUGGAAGCAAAGAAAGAAAUCGGGUGGAGAAAUCGGCAUUCACACACUACCACCCCCACACUCGCCACAGCAGUGAGGGUGUCACUAGAUCAUUCAUACUAGAGAGACAGAAAGCUCCAGAUCUUCUUAGGCAUCUCAACAGAACAUCAGCAUUUGCCUCACCUUCAGCAGAUAUGAAGGGUCACCUUUCUGAAUCUAAGCAAGGCACCAAGUAUGUCACUCCUUCCAGAUUUGGCUGGUUUUCAUCUAAUGGUGCUAACUCCACACCAGCUUCCUCAGAUCUUCAGGUGGCUGGAGAAGUCCUCACAACAAGAUGGCAGCCCAGACCUGACAAGGAUGACAACCGUACAGUUCAGGCCCAAGUUCUGGAAAGUUCCGACUGUCUACCUAAGGAGCCAACAGAAGAAGCAACUUGGAGAUGGAAGGCGACACUGCCUCUGAGGCACCUCCCACCUAAAAUUAAAUGGGUCAAAGAUGAUGGCCUGUCCAAAAGCUCCAUGCCCUUUGAGACAUCUGGGCAAAAGGCCUUCCAAAGAUGGCAAAGCCUUCCGUCUCAAAGCAGCUCCUCUUCUGAGCCAGAGGCUCCUUCUGAUCAAGGCAGACUCUCGCUCCGCAUCUCAGAGUCCUGCCUGCAGAUGUCUCCUCCGCUGUUCCCCCGGGAAGAGGGCGAUGAUGAUGUUUUCUUCCAGCCUUGUGCUGUAGAUGCUUCAUCUGAGCAUUCUCCCUCUCCAUUGCCCCCUCCCCCUCCACUCCCUACACUGAGCCCCAGUGCUGUUGCAGACACCAUGGAAGAACUCCCACCUCCUCCUGCCGGUACACUGGAAGCUGAAGAGCCAGCAGGAGGGAAUUCUACUAGCCUUGGAGAGGAGGGGUCUUCAACCAGAAAUUUUAAAAGGUUUUCCGGGAACUUGAGCAAGAGGGAGAAAACAGGACCAAACACUGCCACCACCAAGAGAAGCUGGGCUGCUUCACCUCCACCUGUUUUCACCUCAGGAUCCCAAGCGUAUUAUGGCGCACCUUCCUUGGAAGCACAGCAGCAGCCUCUGGCCGUUCAAGAGCCGUCUGACGUCACAAGUAGGGAAUCUGAAAAUGGACUCAGCCCCGAGAAUUACACGGGGAAGAUGAAGACUCCAGAGGAAAUCAAGGAUGAGGCUUUAGCAAAGGAGAUCAUCCACAAGGAUAAGUCACUAGCCGACAUCCUGGAUCCCGAUUCCAAGAUGAAGACCACCAUGGACUUGAUGGAAGGGAUAUUUCCCAGUGGGGCCAGAAUGCUUAAAGAGAAUUCAAAGAGGAAAAUGAUGCAGAAAAGGACCAACAGUUCUGCCAGUAGUUCUGCUCUGCACAAUGAUAGCAAGAAAGACGAGAAGGAAGCUCAUGCCACAGUGUUGGUCUCGUGCUCAACUUACUACAAUGUGUCAGUACCCAAAGCCGAACUCCUGAACAAAAUUAAGGAUUUGCCUGAAGAAGCAGGUGGGGAUGAAGAACAGGUGGACGUCAAUGAGAAGAAGGCUGAACUUAUUGAGAGCUUGUCCCAGAAGCUGGAGACUCUAAAAGAAGCCAAGGAGAGCCUUCUGGCAGACAUCAAGCUCAACAAUGCCUUGGGAGAGGAAGUAGAAGCUUUAAUCAGUGGUCUCUGCAAGCCCAAUGAGUUCGAAAAAUACAAGAUGUUCAUUGGAGACCUGGAUAAGGUGGUCAACCUCUUGCUUUCACUCUCAGGACGCCUGGCUCGGGUGGAGAAUGCUCUCAGCAGCCUCAGUGAAGAUGCUGAUAAUCAAGAACGGAGCUCUCUGAACGAGAAGCGGAAGAUGCUGGCUGGCCAGCACGAAGACGCCCGUGAGCUGAAGGAGAACCUGGACCGCCGAGAGCGUGUGGUCUUGGACAUUCUGUGCAGUUACCUCUCUGAGGAGCAGCUUCAGGACUACCAGCAUUUUGUGAAGAUGAAAUCUGCGCUGCUUAUAGAACAGCGGGAGCUGGAUGACAAGAUCAAACUAGGGCAGGAACAACUCAAGUGCCUUUUGGAGAGCCUCCCCAUGGACUUUGCCCUUCGGAGCAAAAAGGGAGCAGAGCUUUCAGCAUCCGCCGGGACCAGCAGUAAUACCAGACCUCAGGCACCACCAGCAUCUUUGCUCUGACCUUUCCAGACAGGGUUGCAUCAAAACCUUUCUUCUUGAAUUUAUUUAAUCAGAGACCGCUUUUAACUUUUUAAAUUGAUGAUGGGUUUAAUUAUUAUUUUUAAUUAACAUAGGGGGGGAAAUAAACAGCAUGGAAAGCUUUCUUUUUCUCCCUGAGAUCACAACAUAAGUCUGUCUGGAUCGUAUGAGAAGGAACUGGAUUCUUGCGGCUAAACAAGAUGCAGAAGAGACCAGCAACGUGUUCUGUGAGGAAGGUCAGCUCAUUGUAGAUAAAUGCAAGCUAUCCCUGCUAAAGGAGUCUCAGGCCCCUCUGAGCACCGACGGUCGUUAAAUAAUGAAGGAUAUACAAUAAUGAAGCCUUAAUUAAAAUAUUAAUGAGAGACCUUUCUUGAACAAUAUCCAUAUUUAUAUUUUUUAAACCUACAAGAUAGAAUUCUGUAAAGAUUUUGUACAUACUCUAACCAGUUACAUGAUUCUACUUCAACAUGUACGUGGGGUGUGUGUGAUUUUUUUUUAAUGUACUUGACAGAAGAAAUCAAAAGAGGAACACCCCACAGCCAGGAAACGUAGUCACACACCAUAUCUAAAUAAAGGACUAGCAGAAAAAGCUUCAGGCCCUGAUCCAAGGAUGCUUGCAUGCACAAAAUUGUCACAUGCAACUAGUAUUUGGUGUAUAUCAGCCCAGACGUUGGAUGUGAAUACAGGUUGGCAUCUGCAGCAGGAGGAAGGUGGAAAUUGCACACUCAUUUUUUUCUGGGCAGGAUUCCUUGUCACAGUACUAUGAUGUGCACAUCCAUUGGAUUUGCUUCCCUUCCUUUGCAGGUCACUUGGUGUUCUCAGGUGCAGCGACAUCCAGUGCAGACCAAUGCACACAGAGGGCAAAUCUCUGCCCCUUUUCCCUCCCCUGCAUGGCAGGAUCCAGUGCAGGUCUGUGAGCAAGGUUCCACGCUCAGAAUGCCUCCACCAUCACUCAGUCACUGGAUUGGAGCAUUUAUCUCUCUCAGUGCCCAGUGAAUGCUGCCAGUAAGUGACCUUUCCAAGAAAGCUUUGCACAGCAAAAUCCUGUCUUCCAGAUCUGCGAUGUGACACAACUACCAUUAGAACAAGCACUUGCAUGAAGCAAACGACUCAGGAGUCAAUGUGCAACUGAAGCAAAGAGAUAUUCCCCCUUGACUCUCUUAGGCUCCAUGAUAAUUUAAAAACAAUAAAAACAGAAAGCAUGGAACUGCAUGCAGCCUGCAAA